AUGCCUGGAAAAUUUGAAAUAAUCACUUAUUUCUCAGUAAUACUACCAACGACAAUAUUGGAAAAUAUUAGAAAUGAACCGAGUACUUUUGGCACUAAAUUUGUGACAUUAUUUCCUUGGAGCAAAAGAAUAUCAAAUAACAGCAAUCUCACUUUUCAAAUUAUUAAUGCGUCGAUGAAUGAAACAGCAAAAGUUGUCAUUGAGUACGACGAUGGCAUGGAAAAGCUGAAAAACAAAACACAAAUGCGACGAGAAAUUUUAAAUGUUCAACCAAACUCCUAUACUACGCAUAAAUUUUGUGCGAAAAUGAUGGCACAAUCACACGAAGCAAAUAAAAGUUUGAUCCGAUCCAGUUCAUCUAGAAUUUACCUUUCUUCCAGCUCACCUGUUUCUAUCGUAGAAUGUAUUUUUAUCUCUUAUCAAAUUGGUGAUUGUUUCACAGUUUUACCGGUAACAAUGGCUGCAAAUCGGUAUUCGUUCUCAAUUGCGCCAUCUAUAUUCAGCGGUAUAUUCACAGCAUAUUUCAUACCGACAUUUACCGAUUCACAUAUAAGCAUUACAUCUGUCACAAGGAAAGGUUUGCAACGGAUCAGUACGAUUUCACGUUUUUAUCGCGGAUCGAUGAUUUAUGCUUAUAACAGUUCGAUCAACGAUCCCUCUACAAUGUACAUAUCGGGCGCAUCGCCAUUUCUGAUUUUGUUAUCGAUGCGAACACAUUUGAAACAAAUCCCUUACGAAAGUUUUGCUUGUACGAUGCUUAUGCCACUGCCAAAUGAAGCUUAUUCUCAAAUAGCACUUCGAGAUGAUUUUAACGCUCAUUUUGCUCCGUUGGAUUCUUCAAAGGAUUACCGAACUGAACUCUUCUUAGCAGCACCAAUGCAAAAUUGUCAGUCUUUCACCGUUAUUACAUUUCGUCCCAAUAGCACAAAGCUAAUUGACGUCAAACCCGACGUGAUCUCCGAUGACGUUGCCAUGGAAUGGGGUCAUCGAGCCAAUGAUGCAAUCGUUGGCUAUGCUUCAAGCAAUACUCUCUUCCAGUUACUUCGUUUUGAAACCUACCAAAACAUCAGUUCAUUUCUGGAUAUUAUACCGGCUUAUUCGCAAUAUCUGACCGGUCGAAUGUGUUUUAUUUUUGAAAAUGAAAGUGAACGUUUAUUUCUCUACGAUGUGCCACGUCAGUCGGAUACUUUCCUAUUAGAUGGGAAAGCAUUGGACGUGGAAUAUAUCCAACAUUUCGAGAAUUCAUUCCGUUAUAUUACUAUGCGUAAAAUUAAUACAAAAAAGUUAGCACGUGGAUUGCAUUGUUUGGAAUCAAAAGGUCGCUAUUUGCUUUUUAUUUUCGGUGGAAGUGAAAAAAUGUAUGGCUAUGCGCCAGCUUUCAACACUUAUGCGAUGGAAACUUCAAAAUGGAUCGUUGAAAAUAAUUUUCACUCAUACCGUUAUGAUAUUUUUGGCACCUCGUUCAUGACUUUAUUUCCGUGGAUUACAAUCGAAGACAAUAAUGACGACUCAGCCACCGUUCUAACACUCGAAAUUCUCAACCCACAUCCAUAUAUGGUGGCGGAAGUUAACAUUAGUUACCUCAGUGAAAUCAAAGGAAAUUUAAUUGAAAAGACAUACAACAUUAUACCUUACACACACCGUAAGCUCGAAAUAAAUGAAAAAAUGGUGACAAAGCUCUAUGCUGCGUACAGUGAUACUAUUUAUAAGAGUAACCACGAUUCUCGAAUUGCAAUAAAAUCUUCUAUGCCAGUAUCUGUCACACAGAGCUGUUUCUUUGGUGGCGAAAUUGGUGAAAGUUUUGUAGUGUUACCUCUAAGAAUGGCUGACCAGAAGUAUUCAUUUUUGUUACCCAAAUCAAUUGCCAAUAAUAGCCAUAUAACUAUAUAUUUCUUACCCUCUAAUCAAACGACAAAAAUAUCAAUCGUAGCAAAAUUUGAUGGGAAGGAAAGGUUUCAUGAAAUUGAAGCUAAGGCAGAAAAAAAUUCUUCUAUUUUUGCAUAUUAUGGAUUUGCCAAAGAACUGUCGCUGAAUUUAUUGGGUGAUAAUCCAUUUCAAGUGAUUAUAAUCAUACAACAAUUACUAUUCGCUAAUAAUACUUUAAGCAUUAAUAGCCGCGCAGAUUUUGGCUGCGAAAUGGGAAUUCCUUCAGUGCAAAAUGGCAUUGGUUACACUAAUAUCAGCAAAAGUCAAAAAUCAACAAGCAAUUUGACAGUGGACAGUUUGCAUUUGAACCAGCGAAUAUGUAACAUUAUUUUCAACUAUCUCGGAGAGCUUUUGACUUUUUCACAACGUUUCAUUGCAGCACAAUAUGUUACUGGAAGAAGUCAUUUUGCUGUUCAUCACUACAGGAAUUUAAUUAUCGUAUUCAUGGAUAAGAAUGCAGUAAAUGACUUAGAGAUAGACGGUGUGUUCGCCGCAGAUGACAUAUACGAACUGCAAACUCCCUACGAUUGCACAUAUUUCACAUUCAAAUUUUUGCUACCGACCGUUCCGAUACACUACGUACAGUCAAGCGGACGUUACGUUGUUUACAUUAAGAGCGAUGUACUACAAAAUAAUUUCCAUCAAUAUUUUGUCGCAUUUGGGACGCAAAUGAAUAUGAAUAAGGAAAUAGUAUCAACCACAGAAGUGACGAAUCGAAAACCAUUCACGGAAAGAGUGGAAGUUAUGAAAUCGUAUUUGAAAAUAUGGAAUCGGAAAGUAUUGACAAAACAAGUGCAACUGGAAUCAACUUUGAAACAAUUAUUUACAACUGAUCAAAUUGAUAAGCAAACAGAAAGUACCUCCGGAAGUAGCGUCAGCUUGGCGAGAACAGAUUGCGCAAUAAUUACGGGAUUGCAAUUGAUAAUACUGAUUAAAAUAACAUAG
Messenger RNA from Brugia malayi, 2871 nucleotides. RefSeq lists its product as uncharacterized. The record is from RefSeq and is a predicted model, not a curated record. The coding region runs from base 1 to 2871 and encodes 956 amino acids. The transcript has 17 exons. Lineage: Eukaryota; Metazoa; Nematoda; Chromadorea; Rhabditida; Onchocercidae.